AUUAUCACUAGAGCUAUCACUUCGCAAAUCUAUAUUCCAAGUGAAGAAUCUUAAUUUCCUCAUCAUGGAACUGGAAAUAACCUCAAUGUCAGUUUAUACAGCCCUGUUCAUUGUUUUGAUCCUACUGUUCAUACGGAAGAAAUUAAUGAGUAACCUCUCAUCGUCAACUACCCAUCUUCCGCCAGGACCUUGGAGCGUACCUGUCAUCGGUAACAUGCACCAGUUGGCUUUCCGUCAACCCCACCACCGCCUCACAGAGCUGGCCAAGUCUUACGGACCUGUUCUGCGUCUUCAGCUCGGCCAGGUUCCGGCAGUUAUCAUUUCUUCGGCAGAUGCAGCUAAGCAAGUCUUGAAACUACGCGAGAAUCAGUUUCUUGAAAGGCCUUCUCUUCUUGCUGCUGAAAUUAUGCUCUAUAAUCGUUCGGAUAUUAUAUUUGCACCCUAUGGAGAUCACUGGAGACAAAUGAAAAAAAUUGCAAUUCUUGAACUUCUUACUCCGAAACGUGUACAAUCAUUCAAGUCAAUUAGGGAAGAAGAAGUCUCAAAUUUCAUCAAGUUUUUGUAUUCCAAAGCUGGAGAGCCAGUGAAUCUCAGUAGGAAGAUUCUGUCGGUUAUAAAUUGUAUUAUUUCUGUAACAUCUACAGGAAAAGUAUCCGAAAAACAGGACGAAAUCAUUCGAGUUAUUACGGAUGCAAUUGCUGCAGCCGGAGGUUUCAGUGUCGCUGAUGCGUUUCCGUCGUUUAAAUUGCUUCACUUGAUUACUGGUAUGAGUUCUAAACUCAGCAGGAUUCAUCGACAAGCAGAUGAGAUUCUUGAAGAAAUCAUUAAUGAACACAAAGCCAACAAGACAGAGUCUGAACCUCAUAAUAUCCUAGAUGUUCUUUUGCAUAUUCAGAACAGUGGAGAUCUUGAAUUCCCCUUAAGUAAUGACACCAUCAAAGCUAUGAUUCUGGAGAUGUUCGGGGCGGCAAGCGACACAUCCUCCGCGACUCUCGAAUGGACGAUGUCGGAAAUGAUGAAGAACCCUUACGUAAUGGAGAAGGCACAAGAGGAAGUGAGGGAAGUGUUCAGCGGUAAAGGAUAUGUCGAUGAAUCAGAAUUUCAUAAAUUGAAAUAUCUGAAGAUGGUCAUUAAGGAAUCACUCAGAAUGCAUCCACCAAUGGCAUUGAUUCCUAGAGAAUGCAAUGAGAAAUCUACUGUUAAUGGAUAUGAAAUAUAUCCGAAAACUAGAGUUCUCGUCAAUGUAUGGGCGAUCGGAAGAGAUCCAAAUUCAUGGGCCGAUCCUGAACAGUUUCGUCCCGAAAGAUUUCUCGAGGGCUCAACUGAUUUUAAGGGAAAUGACUUUGAAUUACUUCCAUUUGGAGCUGGAAAGAGGAUGUGCCCUGGAUUAACAAUGGCCAUGGCUAAUAUAGAGCUUAUACUGGCUCAACUACUUUACCAUUUUAAUUGGAAACUUCCUGGGGGAGCUAAUCCAGAAAAUUUUGACAUGGCUGAGGCUUUUGCCCUUGCAAUUACAAGAAAAGUAGAUCUUCACUUGAUUCCCAUUCCAUAUCAACUGUAAUAUAAUAGGGAAAAGGGUCAUUUAUGACCCUAAUGUUUACCUCAAGGAUCAAGCAAGCCCUCAACGUUUAGAAAGGUUCACAUAUGCCCCCAACGUCUUAAAAAGUGAACAAUCAGGCCCUCAUUUUGACUUAUAAAUGAAACGUUAGGGGCCUGAUUGUCAAAAUUGGAGGGUCUGAUUGUUCAUUUUUCAAGACAUUGGGGGCAUAUUUGAACCUUUCCGGACGUUGAGUGCUUGCUUGAUCCUGAAGGCAGACCUUAAGGGCAUAAAUGAUCCUUUUCCCAAUAUAAUACCAAUGAGCUAUAACUCAAAUGGUAUAAGCGUUGAGCACCAAUUACACAUUUGGUUGUGGAUUCAAAUCCUCCCACGAUCGUUCCCCAAUUAUAUAAAAAAAAACUGUUAUGUAAUAGAAUGGCCUACCCCUUUCCUUUUCA
Molecule: messenger RNA, 1995 nt
Organism: Mercurialis annua (annual mercury)
Lineage: Eukaryota; Viridiplantae; Streptophyta; Magnoliopsida; Malpighiales; Euphorbiaceae
Product: cytochrome P450 726A27-like
Exons: 1
Coding region: 65-1561 (498 amino acids)
Molecular function (GO): iron ion binding; oxidoreductase activity, acting on paired donors, with incorporation or reduction of molecular oxygen; monooxygenase activity
Source: RefSeq, a predicted model, not a curated record